Molecule: messenger RNA, 361 nt
Organism: Annulohypoxylon truncatum
Lineage: Eukaryota; Fungi; Ascomycota; Sordariomycetes; Xylariales; Hypoxylaceae
Product: putative TOM core complex subunit Tom6
Exons: 2
Coding region: 114-284 (56 amino acids)
Source: RefSeq, a predicted model, not a curated record
UUUUUUUUUUCUUGUGCUCUGAUAAUAGACAAUUCGGAUAUCGAUUCAAACCCCCACCAUUCUCAUUUUCUGAACGAAACACAGCAAACAGAGCUUACGAACAACUCACAAUCAUGCCGCCAAAGAGAGUCGGUGGAGGACGCUCCAACAAGGGAUUCCUUAGCUCUACCUAUGAGACCAUCACCUCUCCCGAGAACGCAUCCGUCGUGCGGAGCGUAGCAAUAUUUGGUGCUGCGGUAGCUUUUCUAGCUAGUCCUUGGAGCGAGUACCUUCUCCCACCGUAAGAUAUCUACGCAUCCAACAGAGGCACUCUUAUAGAGCAUUAACCUUUCGAUCAGGGUAUGAGAUCCACGUUCGACAG